Molecule: messenger RNA, 1029 nt
Organism: Helianthus annuus (common sunflower)
Lineage: Eukaryota; Viridiplantae; Streptophyta; Magnoliopsida; Asterales; Asteraceae
Product: receptor-like protein 7
Exons: 1
Coding region: 1-1029 (342 amino acids)
Molecular function (GO): protein binding
Source: RefSeq, a predicted model, not a curated record
AUGGGUUUUGAGCAACAUUCACUGGUUGCUCCUUGGGUUAGGUUACAAACACUGGAAUUGAGUCACAACAUGCUGCAUGGAGAGAUUCUGAUGCCACCACCAACAACCGAGUACUUUUCUGUCUCAAACAAUAAUCUGACCGGAGGAAUUCCACCAUCCAUAUGCGACUUGUUGUCUCUCCAGUUGCUUGAUUUGUCAUUCAACAACAUUAUUGGCUCCAUUCCUCCAUGCUUGGAGAAAUUAAGCAAUUCAAGUUUGACAGUGUUGAAUCUAAGAGGCAACACUUUGCACGGAACCAUUCCCAACAUAUUCGCCAAUGGAAGUAUGCUUCAGUUUAUUGAUUUAAGUGAAAACAUACUCGAGGGGCAGGUACCAAGAUCAUUGGAGGAUUGUAAAUCACUCCGGUUCCUAGAUCUUGGAUAUAACUUUAUAGAAGACUUGUUCCCCUCCUGGUUGGGAGUACUAUUAGAGUUACAAGUAUUCAUUCUCAGGUUCAACAAAUUUCAUGGUAUUAUAAGAAUACCAAGUAAAAUCAAAGUCAACUUCCCAGCAUUGGGAAUCAUUGACCUCUCAUACAAUUCAUUUUAUGGUGAUUUGCCACAUCAGUAUUUCCUCGAGUGGUUAGCAAUGACGGAGACCAAGGCGAAUGCAAACUAUAUGGAAACAUAUGUUGAUGUGGCUGAAAUAUACAGACCUAUUUCGUUCUCGCUUCAAAUGACUAGCAAAGGUGUAAAGUUGGAAUAUGUGAAAAUUCUAAACGCAUUUUUUGCAGUUGAUUUCUCAAGUAACAUGUUUAGUGGGAAGAUUCCAGAGUCUGUUAAAACUCUCACUGGUCUUCAAUUGCUCAACCUUUCGAAUAAUGAACUUUCCGGCGUCAUCCCACCAUCCAUGGGAAAUCUUAUACGCCUUGAAGCACUGGAUCUUUCUAGUAACAAGCUCUCUGGAAUGAUACCUCAAGACUUGGUACAACUGAAUUUCCUUGCAUUCUUAAACGUUUCCAACAACAAUCUCACCGGACCCAUACCAUAA